UAUGUGUGACUUAUUUUGCAUCAGGUCGAAACGAAUAAAUAAGAAGCCGCAAUUAUGUUGUCGGCGUUUGCGGAUGUGAAGCCUUACGUGAAGGUGUCCAGCACCAACAAAGUUCGGUUCGACACAACCGUGAACAAGCUUCACUAUCGUGCGACUGUCGUGUUUUUAAUGCUCUGUUGCAUCCUCGUCGUCAUCAACGACUACAUCGGCAAAACGAUAGAAUGCAUUUCCAAGGGAGGCGCAGCUAACAACGCUGUCACGACUUACUGUUGGAUCAGUUCGACUUACACACUGCCCUCGGAACUUGACAAAGAAACCGGAGUCGGUGUUGCCCAGCCGGGGGUUGGACCAGGACUGCCGCCGCCUAAUUCUUCCUUUAGCGCGGGUUAG
Messenger RNA from Notodromas monacha, 390 nucleotides. Lineage: Eukaryota; Metazoa; Arthropoda; Ostracoda; Podocopida; Cyprididae. The record is from the annotation of a GenBank genome assembly.